AAGAUGAUCAGGAAGAGCCAAAACGAAUUCCUCUUCCUCGAUUGAUGUUCUAACAAUUGGCGAUUUCAUUUCUGAAUGCAGAUAAAAUGAUAGUAGCAGUGAAAAUACUGCUACUUUAGUUCUGUAAACAAUGGUUUCUUUGGCCUUAGAUUCCACUAUCCUCCCAAGAACAAGUUGUAGAAGAAGAAUCUUGAGCAGAAGUUUUAGUAGUAGUAUUAGUACGAGAACUAGUGGGAUUUCUCCUCCUGUUAUUGGUUUCAAGAGUAUCAGUAUCAGAGCCUUUCCCUACAAACCUUUGAUUGCUGCAGCUGCUGCUGCUUCAGAUAAUAAUCAAGAAGCAGAAGUAGAAGAAGAACAAGCAUCAAGAAGAAUUGUUCUGGACAGCCUCAGAGUCCUUGAGUGGGAUAAACUAUGUGACUCUGUAGCUUCUUUUGCUGGUACUUGUUUAGGCAAACAGGCCACCAAGGAGCAAUUGUGGUCAUUGAACAAAACGUAUGAGGAUAGUGUAAGGCUUCUUCAAGAGACAAAUGCGGUAGUGGAGAUGCACAAGUAUGGUGCCAUGCUGGACUUUGUUGGCAUUGACACUGCCCUUGUCAAAUCGGCUAUACAAUGUGCAAAGAGAGAUUCCCCUGUUACUGGAAGUGAAGCUAUGGCCCUUGUUGCUCUCUUACAGUUUGCAGAGGCGUUGCAGUUUAAUCUGAAAGCUGCUGUUAAACAAGAUGCCGACUGGUAUCAGCGUUUCAUGCCUCUUUCUGAAAAGAUUUCAGAACUUGUUAUAAGUAGACCACUGAUAAGGUUCAUACAGCAACUUGUAGAUGAAGAUGGCUCUGUUAAGGAUUCUGCGAGUUCUGCUUUGAAACAAUCCCGGGAGCAAGUACGCUUUAUUGAAAGAAAGUUAUACCAGUUGAUGGAAAGCUUCAUCAGGAAUGAAAUGAAAGAAACAUCCUCUUUGGUAGUGAGCAGUGUUGAUGGCAGAUGGUGCAUAACUUCAGGCACCAAAAUUCAAUCAUAUGUCAAGGGGCUACUGUUGUCAAGUGGUUCAGGUGCAGGUAGCAUUCUAGAACCCCUUUCUGCUGUCCCACUUAAUGACCAGUUGCAACAAGCAAGGGCAUCUGUUGCUAAGGCUGAAGCUGAUGUGCUUUUAAAGAUAACAAAGAAGAUGCAAAUGGAUCUUAAUGAGAUUGAAAUCGUGUUCGAUGAUAUGAUUGAACUAGAUGUGAUAAAUGCCAGAGCACGAUAUAGUCUAUCAUUUGGGGGCUCAUUUCCUGAUAUAUUUUUGCCACAAGCCGAGGAUGGUUGCCGUCCAUCUGCUGUUUUGUCAAAGGCAACUACUUCAGUGGUUUCUCAUCCAACCCAGAAGAAUUGGACUUUGUAUCUUCCGAAAGCUUAUCAUCCUCUCCUCAUUCAGCAGCAUCGGCAGAGACUAAUGAAGGCCAAGAAGGAUGUCAAUGAUGCUGUUGCUGAAAUCAGGAGGAGAAAACAAGGAGGAAGCAUGGUGGGAAAGAAAGAAACAGAUUUAUGUAUUUCAUCCUUGGAACAGGAGGUUGCUGAGUUACAAGAAGCUGGUCCAGUUCCUAGUGAUGUAUUUAUUGCUAGAAAUACUAGAGUUGUUGUAAUAACAGGCCCCAAUACUGGAGGCAAAACUAUUUGCUUGAAGACUGUUGCCUUGGCUGCCAUGAUGGCAAAAUCAGGUAUAUAUGUGUUAGCUUCUGAACCAGUAAAGAUCCCUUGGUUUGAUUUUGUCUUUGCGGAUAUUGGUGAUGAACAGUCCUUGUCUCAGUCUCUGUCUACCUUCUCUGGCCAUGUGAAGCAAAUUAGUGAAAUUCUAUCUCAUUCAACAACUUUGUCAUUAGUGCUACUAGAUGAAGUGGGCGCAGGAACAAAUCCCCAAGAAGGCGCUGCAUUGGGAAUGGCAUUGCUUGAAUCUUUUGCAGAGGCUGGUCCAUUACUAACAAUGGCAACAACACAUCAUGGAGAACUUAAAACCCUUAAAUACAGCAAUAAAGCCUUCGAAAAUGCAUGCAUGGAGUUUGACGAGAUGAACUUGAAGCCCACCUUUAGGAUUCUUUGGGGAGUACCAGGCCGUUCAAAUGCAAUCAGCAUUGCUGAAAGGCUUGGAAUUCCAAAUGCAAUUUUGGAUAAUGCUCGUGAACUUUAUGGAGUGGCUAGUGCAGAAAUUAACGAGAUUAUAGUAGAAAUGGAGAGAUUUAAGCAUAAUUUCCAUAAGCAAAUCCAGGAAGCUCAACAUUAUCUGAUAUUGUCGAAAAAACUCCAUAGCGAUCUAGUGUUGACCAGCAAAAAUGUCAAGGAACACCAAAGGAAUCAAAGAUACAAGAUGACACAAAAAAUAUCUGAGACUGCAGGUUCAGCACGUUCAAGGCUUCAUGAGAAAGUACGACAGCUUCGAACAUCUCAUAACAAUUGGCAACAUAGGUCAAUGGUUAAAAAGAGCGAGGACACUUUGACUUCUGUUGAUCUGCAAAGUGAAGCAGGAAGAAGUGAGACCUCCAAUGCCUCUGAGACUCUAACUGCAAAUAAUACGAGGCAGCAACCAGUCCCAGCAGAUAAAAGAGCUGAAAUUCCAAAAGAAGGUGAUACAGUGGUAGUUCCUUCUCUCAACAAGAAAGCAGUAGUUUUGAAGGUGGAGCCAUCCAAGGAAGAAAUAGUUGUUCAAGCUGGCAAUAUGAAGCUGAAGUUAAGGCUGGUGGAUGUAAUCUGAGUAAAACUUUUCUGCCUGCUUUGGCUUCAAAAGCAACCAGUAGUAGCAGUUAUCUGAGAUGUGGCUUUGAGGAUGCACAAAUACAACCACUGGGGCUGCUUGUGGGAGCUUCUGAUUCCAGUCAUUAUUGGCGGAACUGUUCCUCAAGCCCUC
Molecule: messenger RNA, 2872 nt
Organism: Coffea eugenioides
Lineage: Eukaryota; Viridiplantae; Streptophyta; Magnoliopsida; Gentianales; Rubiaceae
Product: endonuclease MutS2
Exons: 20
Coding region: 131-2719 (862 amino acids)
Biological process (GO): negative regulation of DNA recombination; mismatch repair
Molecular function (GO): endonuclease activity; mismatched DNA binding; ATP binding
Source: RefSeq, a predicted model, not a curated record